GGCUCUGCGGCCGCUGUGAGACCGCAGGGAAUCGGAACAGACCCGGGGGAACCUUUUGGUUAAAGGAUUGUGUGAAAUGGUUUUCCUAUGUUGAACUCCAGCUUGGAUUGCCUCGUGGCUGCACGUUGAGAACUUUAUAAAAAGCAGGAAGUCGAGAUGAAGAGCCGGGUGACACAAGUAAAUCAUGGUUCCAGUCAUGACAGGAGGGAAAACCACAGUUCCCGACAUGAGAGUUUGUCUCCAGAGGACAGGGAUAUGGAGCGUGAUAGGUCUCGGUCUCGAUCUCCCAGGAAGAGGAGAUACUCUGAUGACAGCAGAUAUGAUGAGGAAUAUUCAAGACGGGAAUACUAUGAUGACAGAACUUCAGAUGGAAGAGGGAUGGAGAGGGGGAGAGACAGGCACUAUGAGAGGUGGGAGGACAGAGACUACGAUCGAAGGAAGCAGAGACGGUACUCGUCACCUGACCGCAGGAGUCCGGAGAGGUCGACAGGCCAGAGCUCACUUGCUCAUGAUGAGACCACCUCAAAGAAGAAGAAAGAAGAGGUGGAUCCAAUCCUCACUCGCACAGGUGGUGCAUAUAUUCCACCUGCCAAGCUCAGGAUGAUGCAAGAGCAAAUCACUGAUAAAAAUAGCUUGGCAUACCAGAGGAUGAGUUGGGAAGCCUUGAAGAAGUCGAUCAAUGGUCUUGUCAACAAAGUGAACGUUUCUAAUAUAGAAAACAUCAUUCACGAGCUCCUUCAGGAGAAUAUUGUUCGGGGAAGGGGAUUGCUGUCUAGAUCCAUUUUGCAAGCUCAGAGUGCCUCUCCGAUUUUUACUCACGUUUACGCAGCUCUUGUGGCAAUCAUCAAUUCCAAGUUUCCAAAUAUUGGUGAAUUGAUCCUCAAGAGGCUGAUACUGAAUUUUCGUAAAGGGUAUCGCAGAAAUGACAAGCAACUCUGUCUAACGUCUUCGAAAUUUGUUGCACAUUUGAUGAAUCAGAAUGUGGCUCACGAGGUUUUAUGUUUGGAAAUGCUCACUUUACUGCUUGAAAGGCCUACUGAUGACAGUAUUGAAGUAGCAAUUGGAUUUAUUAAAGAGAGCGGGCUCAAAUUAACAGAAGUUUCUCCUAGAGGUAUUAAUGCAAUCUUUGAUCGCCUUCGACACAUUCUGCACGAAUCCAAAAUCGAUAUGCGCGUUCAGUACAUGAUAGAAGUCAUGUUUGCUGUACGCAAGGAUGGCUUCAAGGAUCAUCCAAUCAUUCCAGAGGGAUUAGAUCUCGUGGAAGAGGAGGAUCAGUUUACUCAUAUGUUGCCAUUGGAAGAUGACUACAACCCAGAGGAUGUUCUUAAUGUUUUCAAGAUGGAUCCAAACUUUAUGGAAAAUGAAGAGAAAUACAAAAUGCUGAAGAAAGAAAUUCUUGAUGAAGGUGACACUGAAUCUGAAGGAAAUCAAGAAGCUGGAAGUAGUGAAGAAGAUGAAGACGACGAUGAAGAGGAGGAUGAGGAUGGUCAGAAAGUUACUGUCCAUGACAAAACAGAAAUUAACCUGGUCUCCUUCCGUCGUACAAUUUAUCUGGCUAUUCAGUCAAGCUUAGACUUUGAAGAAUGUGCUCACAAACUGCUGAAGAUGGACUUCCCUGAAAGUCAGACUAAAGAACUCUGCAAUAUGAUACUUGACUGCUGUGCUCAGCAAAGAACAUAUGAGAAAUUCUUUGGGUUACUGGCAGGGCGUUUCUGCAUGCUCAAGAAAGAAUACAUGGAGUCCUUUGAAGCCAUUUUCAAGGAGCAGUACGAUACCAUUCAUCGGCUGGAAACCAACAAACUGAGGAAUGUGGCCAAGAUGUUUGCUCAUCUCCUGUACACUGAUUCAAUUCCCUGGAGUGUCCUUGAAUGUAUAAUACUGAGUGAAGAAACUACCACAUCCUCCAGUAGAAUUUUUGUCAAAAUAUUCUUUCAGGAACUCAGUGAAUAUAUGGGACUUCCAAAUUUAAAUGCGAGAUUAAAAGAUGUGACACUGCAGCCUUUCUUUGAGGGAUUGUUGCCUCGGGAUAACCCAAGGAACACUCGCUUUGCCAUCAAUUUCUUCACUUCCAUUGGCCUUGGAGGACUAACGGAUGAAUUACGGGAACAUCUUAAAAAUGCACCAAAGUUGAUCAUGACACAGAAGCAAAAUGUUGAGUCGUCAGAUUCCUCCUCAUCUUCUGACACAGACUCUUCCUCAGAUUCUGAUUCUGACAGCAGCAGUAGUAGCUCAGAGUCUUCGAGCAGCAGUGACUCCUCAUCCAGCAGUGACAGCAGCAGUGACUCAGAUGUUUCUAAAGCCAAAAGGAAGAGAACGCAAAAGAAAAAUAGAGAAUCUGAUAAAGUUUCCAGGAAAAAACAAGAAAGGAGAAGGAAAUCGCUUGAAAAGAAAAUUGGAAGGAGGCAGCAAGAGGAAAGAAGUGAUACUGAGAGCAAAUCAGAAAGAAAUCACCAACAUUUAAGAGAAUCACAUAGGAGAGAUGAUGUUUCAAAGUACCACCACAGAAAUGAAUCCAACGGCAGAGACGGUUACCACAGCGGAAAGGAUAGGAACCAUGAAAGAAGUAAGGAUCCAGAAAAUAAACACAGUAAUUCCAAACUGAAGAAAGCAGAAAGAAGAACUUCUCUGUCUGAUGAUGAAAAUAACAGACGUAGGAAUAAAGACGAUGGACAUCGUAGUAGUAGGAAAAGAGAGAGAUCCAAGUCCCGCGAGAGGGAGCGCGGCCGCUGCAGCCCCCGGGAGCAGGAGCAGGAGGUGCGUUCCAGGAACGGCUCGGAGAGGCAGCGGGACAGGCACAGCCGGUACCCCGAGCAGCACAGGGAGUCCCGCAGGAGCCACGACAGGCGCAGGGAGAGCCCUCCUCACCGCUCCCCUCACCGCAGGGAGAGGGAGGGCUCCCCUCACCGCAGGGAGAGGGAGGGCUCCCCACACCGCAGAGAGAGGGAGGGCUCCCCACACCGCAGAGAGAGGGAGGGCUCCCCACACCGCAGAGAUAGCCCUCCACAGCGCUCCCCACACCACAGGGAGAGCCCUCCUCACCGCAGGGAGAGCCCUCCUCACCGCUCCCCUCACCGCAGGGAGAGCCCCCCACACCGCAGGGUGAGGGAGGGCUCCCCACACUGCAGGGAGAGCCCUCCUCACCGCUCCCCACACCGCAGGGUGAGGGAGGGUUCCCCUCACCGCAGGGAGAGGGAGGGCUCCCCUCACUGCAGGGAGAGCUCCCCUCACCGCAGGGAGAGGGAGGGCUCCCCACACCGCAGGGAGAGCCCUCCUCACCGCUCCCCUCACCGCAGGGAGAGCUCCCCUCACCGCAGGGAGAGGGAGGGCUCCGCACACUGCAGGGAGAGCCCUCCUCACCGCUCCCCACACCGCAGGGAGGGCUCCCCACACCACUCCCCAUACCGCAGAGAGAGCCCCCCUCACCGCUCCCCACACCACAGGGAGAGGGACAGCUCCCCUUACCGCAGGGACAGCACCCCUCACUGCUCCCCACACCACAGGGAGGACAGCUCCCCUCGCCGCAGGGAGAGCCCCCCUCACCGCUCCCCUCGCCGCAGGGAGAAGGACAGCUCCCCUCGCCACAGGGAGAGCUCCCCUCACCGCUCCCCGCGCCGCUCCCCACACCGCAGGGACAGGGACAGCUCCCCUCGCCGUAGGGACAGCUCCCCUCACCGCUCCCUGCACCGCAGGGAGAGGGACAGCUCCCCUCGCCGCAGGGAGAAUGACAGCUCCCCUCGCCACAGGGAGAGCUCCCCUCACCGCUCCCCGCGCCGCAGGGAGAGGGACAGCUCCCCUCGCCGCAGGGAGGGCUCCCCUCACCGCUCCCCUCACCGCUCCCCUCGCCGCAGGGAGGGCUCCCCUCACCGCUCCCCGCACCGCAGGGAGAAGGACAGCUCCCCUCGCCGCAGGGACAGCUCCCCUCGCCGCAGGGAGGGCUCCCCACACCGCUCCCCUCACCGCUCCCCUCGCCACAGGGACAGCUCCCCACACCGCUCCCCACACCGCAGGGAGGGCUCCCCACACCGGCGGAAAUGAACCCAGCUCCCUUGGCGAUCAAGGUGCAUUUCCAAGCUGGUAGAACUGUAUUUUAAAAUCUAUUCCUGAGGUUUCUUUGAAAAGAAGAUUUUGUACAAAGUGAUAGUUUGCAUUUGUAAAUUUUACCAGACUUUUUUCAAAUUUUCAGUAACACUUUUUUUAUAACUGUAUCAUUGAAUCUUUCUGUUAUGUUCUUUGUUUGGAAAGACAAAGCUCUUUUAUUUUGUGAAUAAAACAGUAAGAUACCAGCAAA
This is a messenger RNA of Melospiza melodia melodia, 4288 nucleotides long. RefSeq names its product CWC22 spliceosome associated protein homolog (gene CWC22). Gene Ontology annotation, molecular function: RNA binding; protein binding. Gene Ontology annotation, biological process: mRNA splicing, via spliceosome. Gene Ontology annotation, cellular component: catalytic step 2 spliceosome. Bases 157 to 4035 code for a protein of 1292 amino acids. The record is from RefSeq and is a predicted model, not a curated record. Lineage: Eukaryota; Metazoa; Chordata; Aves; Passeriformes; Passerellidae. The transcript is spliced from 20 exons.